Messenger RNA from Uloborus diversus, 3045 nucleotides. RefSeq names its product DNA topoisomerase 3-alpha-like (gene Top3alpha). Gene Ontology annotation, molecular function: DNA topoisomerase type I (single strand cut, ATP-independent) activity; zinc ion binding; DNA binding. NCBI's taxonomy places the organism in Eukaryota, Metazoa, Arthropoda, Arachnida, Araneae, Uloboridae. The coding region runs from base 1 to 2961 and encodes 986 amino acids. Gene Ontology annotation, cellular component: chromosome; nucleus. Gene Ontology annotation, biological process: DNA topological change. The record is from RefSeq and is a predicted model, not a curated record. The transcript has 29 exons.
AUGGUCCGCGUUUUAAAUGUUGCAGAGAAAAAUGAUGCUGCUAAAAAUAUAGCUGAUAUUAUGUCAAAUGGUAGAUUCCGAAGGCGAGAUGGUCGUUCUGUUUAUAAUAAAAUUUAUGAAUUCGAAUAUAAUCUUUUCAAUCAACGUUGUCAAAUGGUAAUGACAUCUGUAUCUGGACAUUUGUUGAAUUUGGAAUUUACUGGAUCAUAUAAAAGUUGGCAAUCUUGCAAUCCAUUGGCACUGUUUGAAGCUCCUGUCAUUAUGGAAUGUCCACAAGAUUAUCAAGCCAUCAAAGUUACUUUGGAAGCAGAAGUUAGAUCUUGUCAAUAUCUAGUCAUCUGGACUGAUGGUGAUAGAGAAGGUGAAAAUAUUGGUUUUGAAAUCAUUGAAGUUUGUAAGAAAGUGAAGCCCAAUUUGACUGUGUACAGAGCUAAAUUUUCUGAAAUAACUAGUCACGCUAUUUCCAGAGCAUGUGCUAAUCUAUGUGCUCCUGAUAAACUCAUGAGUGAUGCAGUUAAUGUUCGGAGAGAACUUGAUCUGAGGAUUGGAGCUGCAUUUACUCGCUUUCAAACACUUAGACUGAAGAAGGUUUUUCCUAACAUUCUUAGCAACCAGUUAAUAAGUUAUGGUAGUUGUCAAUUCCCAACCUUGGGCUUUGUUGUCGAAAGAUAUAAACAAGUUCAGUCCUUUAUACCUGAGGCAUUUUGGAAGCUGAAAGUUUCUCAUGUAAAAGAAGACAUCAAUACAGAAUUUAGUUGGAAACGGGGGAGAUUAUUUGACCAUACUGCGUGUUUAGUUCUUUAUCAAAUGUGCUUAGAAAGACCUACAGCACUCGUCGUAGAUGUUCGAAGCCGUAAUAAAAGCAAAUGGCGACCCCAGCCUCUAGACACAGUGGAAUUUGAAAAGCUUGCAUCUAGAAAACUUCAUAUCAAUGCAAAAACAGCCAUGACAGUUGCUGAGAAGUUGUAUACUAAAGGUUUUAUCAGUUAUCCUAGAACUGAGACAACAAUCUUUCCCAAAGAACUAAACUUGAUCCCAUUAGUUGAAAUGCAAUGUGAAGAUCCAAACUGGGGAGCUUUUGCUCAACGUGUACUUGAGGAAGGGCCUAAUCCUAGACAAGGAAAUAAAACAGACAACGCUCAUCCUCCUAUUCAUCCUACUAAAUAUAUAAAUACGUUGCAGGGAAAUGAAAAAACCGUUUAUGAAUUAGUUGUUCGGCAUUUUCUAGCUUGCGUUUCGAAAGAUGCUGAAGGAAGGGAAACAACUGUUGAAAUUGAUGUCAAUAAUGAAAGGUUUGCUGUUAAUGGUCUAAUAAUAAUUGCUCGAAAUUACCUUGAAGUGUAUCCUUAUGAAAGAUGGAAUGCAAAGAUCAUUGGACAUUAUGAAUUGAAUGAAAAUUUCCAGCCAACAUCAAUAGAGAUGUCUGAAAGUGAAACUAGUGCUCCAGAAUUAUUAACUGAAGCAGAUCUUAUUGGAUUGAUGGAAAAACAUGGGAUAGGUACUGACGCUACUCAUGCUGAGCACAUAGAAACUAUAAAGUCUCGACUUUAUGUUGGACUUAAUGAAUCAAAUCGGUUUAUUCCUGGUGAACUUGGAAUGGGUCUUGUAGAAGGUUAUGAUUUGAUGGGAUUUCAUAUGUCGAAACCACAUCUAAGAGCAGAAUUAGAAGCUGAUUUAAAAAGGAUAACUGAAGGAACUAAAGAUCCUAAUGUUGUGCUUCGUGAGCAAAUUGCAAAAUACAAGGAAUGUUUUAUUGAAGUUAUUCGGCAAGCUUCAAAAUUAGAUACUGCUUUAGCCACAUAUUUUGAUGUUACACCAGACCAAAUUGUUGAGGAUAAUAUUGUUCCACAAACAAUGCCCGUUAUGAAGUGCCCGAAGUGUCAGACUGGCGAUAUUGUACUGAGGACUAAGAAUGAAAAGUUCUUUUUGUCUUGUAUGUCAUUCCCAGCAUGUAAUGCAGCUAUGUGGCUCCCUAAAAUCUUAGAACAAGUUACAGUUUUAGAUGAAGAAUGUGAAGAUUGUCGUCCUCGAAGUGUAAAGAAAAUGAAAUUCAAAUUUAAGACUGGAUCACUUCUGCCAUUUUUCCCAGAUAAUUUUGAAAAUUGCCUCGGAGGAUGUGAUUCAGAGUUUUUGGAAAUCAUUGGUUGUCGUGCAAUUACUCCUGCAAUAAUCUCGUCAAAUAACUCAGCUCCACAAAGUGUGACUAACAGAAAUGCAAGCUCUGAUAGUGGCUAUGAAUCUUCAAAUAGGUCAACGGCAAGUAGAUAUGAUUCUUCAUUAUCUUCAUCAUCAACUCAUUCCACUAAUUUCCAAAGUAACAGACCAAGUUUUGCCAAUGUCAGUCAUAAUAAUACAUCUAGACCAUCUACUAAUCGCACCUUCACAUCAAAUCAAAAUAACUCAGGUGCAACCAAUGAUAUUGUGUGUGGUUGUGGUAAAAAAGCUAUCAUUUUAACCGUACGAAAGGAAGGUCCCAAUAAAGGUAGACAAUUUUAUAAGUGUCCAGAAAUGUCUGAUGAUGUUAAAUGUAAUUUUUUCUUGUGGAAAGAUGAAGAAGAUACAUCUCCAGCACAGAAUUUCUCUUCAAUUAUUCCAUCCAAUCAACAGAACUCUUUUAGAAAUGGAAGACAUCCAAAUGCUGCUGAUUCAUCUGACACUCCGACAUGCAGGUGUCCCUUGGAGGCAAAAAAGCUGACUGUCAUGAAGGAUGGAGACAAUAAAGGCAGACAUUUCUAUGCAUGUCCAAAGCCAAGAGGGCAAGGUUGUGGCUUUUUUCAAUGGGCUGAUGAGAAUGCCAAUUCAUCAUCUUUUGGUCAACCAUCUACUAGCAUGAAUGGUGGUGCUAAUGGAUCACGCAGAAGACCGUCUGAUUCAAAUACUGCCGGGCCUAGUAGUAAAAGAAAAUGUGGAAUUUGUAGUCAAACAGGGCAUAAUAGAAAGAAAUGUCCUCAAAACAGAUGAUGAUUGCCCAAGAUUUGAUAAUCGUAUUUGACAAAAAAUUCUAUUUGUAUAUAUGUAAAAAUUUAUUGAUAAACAUUUUUAUUU